Leptopilina boulardi is the source of this 1191-nucleotide messenger RNA. RefSeq lists its product as uncharacterized. Lineage: Eukaryota; Metazoa; Arthropoda; Insecta; Hymenoptera; Figitidae. The record is from RefSeq and is a predicted model, not a curated record. Bases 86 to 1090 code for a protein of 334 amino acids. The transcript has 8 exons.
UGCCAGUGAAAUUAAUAAUUUGUUGGCGAAAAUACAUAAGACCCUACAGGAGGCGGAAGAAAAAUUAGAAUUCUAUCAUUAUGAAAUGUCGAAUGUUGAAAUCGACAACGAAAAAAAUCAGGAAACAUUGAAAAAAUCCAGGCACAGCAGAAAUAUUAAAAAGGAGACCAGUGAUUCAGAAGACACAGAAAAAAAGAAUUAUAUUUUUAAACAAAAAUUUAAUUCUUCGAUUCCAGUAAAAUGUGGAAAUAAUAAUUAUAAUGAAGAAGUGGUUCACUCUACAUUAAAUGAUGGAGAAAUCAAUAACAAAGUUACAGAUUUUAACAAAUCAACGGAUGACUCAUCAUUAGUUACAAACAAAUCAAUUGGCAAGACUGUUCCGAUUAUUCCUGAGAGUGCUACAGAUGACUCGACAUUAACGAAUUGUAAAUCAAAUGCUCAACAGCAAGUAAUUCCUGGUAGCGACAUGGAAUCUAACAGCGGGAAAACUAAAACACAGAAAAGAUCAUAUGCAACUGCAUUUUCGACUCUAGACCAAAAUUUAGGAGAACUAACCCCAUAUGAAGAUGUCAUAUUAAAUAAACUAAAUAGAAUAGGAACGACAACAGAACUUAUGAGUCGCCAAUUACAAAAUAUACCUCAAAUUAACGCCAACGGUUUUCCAAUUCAUUCAUUUUCUCAUAAAAAUAAGGACUUGCAAAUAUUUCCAAUUGACGACGAAGAAACUUUCAAAAAAGUCGAUAGAAAACUUGCUCCAGAAACAGAGUAUUUCACAAAAGUGUUCACUGCCUUAAAAGCUGUUGGAAAAUAUUCAAAUUCCAGUCUAACUGUCAACGCUGUAAUGAAGGAAAUUUUUACUCUGAACAUGGGCGAUAAAUUUUGCUUAACCGGCAAAAAUAAAAAUCAGUUCGUUUUUAGAGACACGAUUAUAUACAAAGUUGUUUCACAAUCUCUCUUGCAUAUUUUACCAGAGGAGACCACGAAGAAUAGAGAUGAUUUGAUUGGAACAUGGCUUUCAAAUUGUAAAGGCCGUAUUUUGAGAAAAGAAAAGGAAAACAGAAAGUCAGCACCUGUGCGAAUCCAAUUAUAAGUGAACAACAAUUUUAAAUAUUUAUCGAGGCAAUGGAAGUUUCGUCGCCAGCUUUAAAUUCUAAUUCUAUAUUUCUAUUAUUGUAUUAUAAUAUUAUAUAU